UUCACAGCUCUCUGCUCCAUAUCUGAAUGUGUUCAGCGUCAGUAUCACUUUAUUACUGAGAAGAAGACCUGGACUGAAGCUCAGAGAUACUGCAGAGAGAAUUACACAGAUCUGGCUACCGUUGACAACAUGAACGACAUGAUCCAGCUGGUAAAGACUGUGAAUAAUGGAGGUUUUCAGAAUAUCUGGAUUGGUCUUAUGAGGGCGAGUGUUUAUACGUGGCAUUGGUCUUCAGGUGAUUCUGUGCUCUUUCUGAACUGGGCAUCUGGACAACCAGCCGGCAGUGAAAACUGUACUUAUAUGAGUAAUGGACAGUGGACUGUCGAGCCAUGUAAUAUGACUUUAUCCUUCAUCUGCUACAACAUGAGCACAGGACUGGUGUUUGUCAAUCAGAUGAUGAACUGGAGAGACGCUCAGAGUUACUGCAGACAGAAUCACACUGAUCUGGUCAGUGUGAGGAACCAGAAUGAGAAUCAACAGCUGGAGAAGUUCAUUCAUGACAGAAACUCAUCUGGAUCUGCAGUCUGGAUCGGUCUGUUCAGAGACACAUGGCAGUGGUCAGAUCAGAGCAACUCCUCAUUCAGAUACUGGGAUACCAUUGAACCAAACAAUGAUAAAGGUUGUGAAGACUGCACAGUGAUCAAUAAGUACGCUCAGAGACGAUGGAAUGACAUUCCUUGUGGCUUGACAUUUUCUUUUGUGUGUCAUGAAGAUAAACUGAUAGUGAUCCAGCAGAAUCUGUCGUGGUCUGAAGCUCUGAGAUACUGCAGACAGAAUCAUGUGGAUCUGGUCUCGGUUCAGUCAGUGGAGAUGCAGCGUCGUGUGAUGAACGUGGUUAAACUGGCGUCUACUGAGGCGGUGUGGUUGGGUUUACACCACUACUGCAGCAUGAACAUGUGGCUCUGGCUGACUGGAGACAUUGUGUGCUAUCAGAACUGGGCUCCAGGGAACGGCAGCACACCGGAAAACUGCAAACUGGAGAACAGAAAAGGAGCAGUUCAGUCUGGAGGAGAUCAGACCUGGAUCAGCCUUCCUGAAUCUCACAGACUCAACUUCAUCUGCACUAACUACUGAGAGUGAAAAAGAUGUGUUUGUGUGUUUACUCACUUCCACUGUGUUUUUAAUGAGUUAAUCUGCUAUAUGUGCUUUAAUAGCCAAGGGUUUUACUUCUGUAUUUUAUCUAUCAUGAAAUAAUAUGUUCUUAACAACAAUGUUUUAAC
Molecule: messenger RNA, 1220 nt
Organism: Danio rerio (zebrafish)
Lineage: Eukaryota; Metazoa; Chordata; Actinopteri; Cypriniformes; Danionidae
Source: RefSeq, a predicted model, not a curated record